AUGGAACCCCAUGAUCGCAGAACGAUUAGAAGCUUCCGGACAUAUCAGGACGUGCGUGAGGACUUCAUCGUCGCACAAGAUGAAGAGCCACCAGAGGCUGCCCUCCAGGAACUGGCUAUGCUAGAACCACGACUCGGCGACAUGAACAAUUUCAGCGACUUCUUCGCCGCCCAACUCUGUGCGAUGCUAGAUCCAAGCAUGUUUUGGGGCUUGCUCAGCUUGCUGAUCUCGCUAGUCGUGCAACAUGCUGUGCGCGAUAUCGAGGAUACGCUGGUCCGCAUGGAUAGGUCGCAGCCAUAUACCAGAGGCAGUAUCAGGACAACCCGAUUCUUUAAUCGAGAUGAGGUGAUUGAGAAGAUCGAGCAACACCUCGGCAACCGAGAAUCUACCUCUUCGCUACGCGCGCUGGCUCUCUACGAGUGCAGAUGGCUGAUUAUCUACUACAAUGUGAAAGCCGCCGAACUUCUUCGAAACUACUGGCCGUUGUCUGGCAGUAAAGGCCAAGUCCUCAUCACCACGAGGAAUCACUCCCUCAGUUUUGACCCUGCAGACAUUGGCAUCGAGAUCCUCCCGUGGGACACAGACACUUGCUCCAAGUUUCUUCUACAUCUCCUGGCAGGACAAAUCAGUGCUAGAUUCCUGGCAAAUGAGACCAAGUCGGCAUGCAGCCUCGCAGAGAGACUGAGCGGGCAUGCGUUGGCGCUCUCCAACAUGUGCGGCCUCAUUCAUCGUCGCUCCUGGUCCAUCUCGGAGCUUGUAGAGAGAUCUACGAUCGAUCGAGAGACUUCAAAGAUGGCCUCGAAGUUGGUUGGCAGCUAUCUUUCGAAGGCCUUCGGCCCGAGUGACACGGCCUGGUAUCUUGACGUCGAUCGUGAAGGCGCCUCUCUACCUUUCGGGUACCCCAUGCUUACCGUGAGAAGCCCUAGGCUGAGCUCGAGCACGGGGGAGCUCUUGACGCUUGCCUUGAUCAAGAAAGGCAGAUAUGCCCGCGAGUUCUCCGUCCACAGCCUCAUCGUUUCCCAGUUUCACCGCUUCCUGAAGCCGGAGGAUCGCCAGAAGGCAUUCUUCGAAGCUUCUAUUUUAAUGUACAACGUCUUCCCCAAGAAACCCAAGCAAGCAGGCGCUACCCGGGCGAAUUUCUACAACGUCUGGGACAAGUGCCAGCUCCUGCUUCAGCAUCUGUUACAGCUCAGGACGAGCUUCGUCAAAGAGCGCAAGUGGAACUCUUCAUUCUCUGCUUGCAGAGAGACUUGCGAGCUAUGGGUUCAGUGUCAACGGUGA
Messenger RNA from Emericellopsis cladophorae, 1281 nucleotides. RefSeq lists its product as uncharacterized. The transcript is spliced from 6 exons. Bases 1 to 1281 code for a protein of 426 amino acids. The record is from RefSeq and is a predicted model, not a curated record. NCBI's taxonomy places the organism in Eukaryota, Fungi, Ascomycota, Sordariomycetes, Hypocreales, Bionectriaceae.